AUGUCUGAACCAGAAAAUGUAUUUAAGCAGCAAUUUACGAGCUGGAGGAAUAAGUUUGAAAACUCUAAUGCAAGCGCUAGAGUAGGUCCCGUUCUUUCAGACUGGAGUGACUACGUGAAAUCAAAUGCGAAUACCUUAUACACAUCGUUGCCAACUUCAAGUCGCGGUAAUCAAGCGGUUGAAGAGCCUUCAUGGUUUCAACUUUCGAGGUUCGAAAAGCUAAUUGGCUUCCUCUGUUGCUUUGGUGCAUCUAUCUUUUGUUUCAUUAUUUGUUUUCUCAUGUUCCCAGUAUUAGCAUUAAAGCCUAGAAAAGUGGGAUUGUUGUGGUCCAUGGGGUCCUUACUCUUUAUAAUAUCAUUUGGAAUACUACAAGGGCCAAACAACUACAUAAGGCAUUUAUUUUCGAGGGAAAGAUUCGUGUUCACUACUGUCUUUUUUGGAUCUGUGUUAACAACUUUAUAUUGCGCAAUAGUCUUAAAGAGCACUUUGCUAACGAUACUUGCAAGUAUUGUUGAACUCUUUGCUAUUUUGUAUUAUGCUGUCAGCUAUUUCCCUUUUGGAGCUCAGUCGUUAACAUGGUUUUCAAGUUACAUAGUUGGUUAUUUAGGAGGAUUUAUUGGAGGUAUUUUGUAA
Priceomyces carsonii is the source of this 633-nucleotide messenger RNA. It is a transcript of the gene SFT2, whose product is annotated as Sft2p. Lineage: Eukaryota; Fungi; Ascomycota; Pichiomycetes; Serinales; Debaryomycetaceae. Gene Ontology annotation, biological process: vesicle-mediated transport. Bases 1 to 633 code for a protein of 210 amino acids. The record is from RefSeq and is a predicted model, not a curated record. The transcript has a single exon. Gene Ontology annotation, cellular component: membrane.